AUGUCUAUCAUCAUGGGUCGUCUAGUUCUUUCGACAAUUAUGUUCACUGUCAUUCUUUUCUUUAUAUCUAUUACUAGCAGGGCAUUGCGAAAAGAUUCGACUUGGAUGCUUCCAGCCUGGGAGAUCAAGCAGUGGCAAGAGUCAUACAGCUCCAGUGCAGUAUUAUAUGAGAAGCUGGCCUUAGCCGAGAGACUUUGGAAGCAGACCAUCGAGAACCGCAAGCAAAUGCUGGAUGAAUCAGGUAGCGGCAGGACAUUUCCAGAUGGAUAUAUCUAUCCAUACAAUGUCUGGGACUUUGCAAGGCCCAGUUUCUUCUGUCCGCAUGAUAUGGAACGCGUAGGCACCUUGGGCGAUGGUGGCAAAGUUGUCUGCGGGAUGUCACGUUAUGAGAAGACGUCUCCUGGUCCAUCCUCGGAGCAAAAUAUCGCACCGCCUCUGAUUGUUUACUCAUUUGGCGUAAACGACGACUCCAGCUUCGAGGCUCGUCUGCUGGAAAGAACCAACGCUGAGAUCUGGGGCUACGACUAUUCUGUUGACGCAUGGGCUAAGGAUAUCCGCCGCUCUCAGCUCUCAAGGGCGCAUUUUAAGAAGGCUGGACUCGGCAAGAAAACGGACGAGAAAUCCAACCCGCCGUUCUACACUGUUCAGGAUCUCAUGCAUGCCAAUGGGCACAACUACGUGGACAUUGUCAAGAUGGAUAUUGAAGGGUUUGAGUUCGACGUUCUGAGCUCCCUCACGGCAUUUCUGAGGAGCACGACAGGCGAUAAUGACAAUACCACCUCCACGAUCCCAUUCGGACAGCUUUUGGUUGAAAUCCAUCUCUUUCCUGGUGCUACAAAUUUUCACGUUCCGAAGGACAUCCACGAAUGGAUUCAAUGGUGGACCGAGCUUGAGGAGCUCGGUUUAAGGCCCGUUAACAAUGAAGAUAACUGGAUCGGCGAUAUUGGCCAGGGGAAGCCUUGGUUCAUGGAAUACACAUUGAUCAACGCUGUGGAUACGCAAAGAAAUAAGUUACUGUGGGCUUAA
Messenger RNA from Neoarthrinium moseri, 1026 nucleotides. RefSeq lists its product as uncharacterized. Lineage: Eukaryota; Fungi; Ascomycota; Sordariomycetes; Amphisphaeriales; Apiosporaceae. The record is from RefSeq and is a predicted model, not a curated record. Bases 1 to 1026 code for a protein of 341 amino acids. The transcript has 2 exons.